AUGUCAACACUGAACUUUCCAACCGCCGCCGCCCGCGUCAAGGCUGGCGAGCCUUCCGUCCAACUUGCCAAGGAGCUUUACGCCGUGCUGUCGGAUGCGGAGAAGAUUGCCAUCCUGCACGGCGACGAAGCCAUCUGGAAAGGACUCCGCGACAUGUUCAUGUCCGGCUACAACCUUAGGCCAUACUCACACGGUGCCAUACAGCGACUUGAGAUUCCCGGUUUGCAGUUCAGCGACGGUCCUCGCGGCGCCACCAUCGGCUCUGGGGCUACCGUCUUUCCAGUGUCGACGGCGAGGGGAGCGACCUGGGAUCCGUCGCUCGAGAAGCAGAUCGGCAUCGCCAUCGGCAAAGAGGUCCGCGUCAAGGGCUGCAACUUCUUUGGUGGAGUCUGCAUCAACCUCCCCCGGCACCCGGCUUGGGGUCGGUACCAGGAGUCUUAUGGCGAGGAUCCGCUUCUCUUGGGCGAGUUUGGGGCGGCUUUGACCGAGGGUGUCCAGGAGAACGCCAUCGCGUGUGUCAAGCACUACGCUCUCAACUCGAUGGAGAAUGCCCGCUUCACGGUCGACGUCACUUGUGCGGAAGAUGCCCUCCACGAAGUCUACUUGCCCCACUUCCGACGCUGCGUCGAGGCAGGGGCAAUGGCAAUCAUGUCGGCGUACAACUCGGUCAACGGCGAGUGGUGUGGGCAAAACAGGACCCUCCUCACGGACAUUCUCCGUGACCAGUGGGGUUUCAAGGGCGUGGUCAUGUCCGACUUUAUAUUCGGUCUUCGUAACGCCACACUCUCCGUCAAGAACGGCCUCGACGUUGAGGCGUGCUUCGCUCAGCAAAGGGCCCAGCACCUCCCUGGCGCACUCAAAGAUGGGUCGCUCAGCUUCGAGGAGCUGGAAGCGCCAGGCCUGCGGAUCCUCGCUACGCAACUCGAAUACAUGGCCACACGGACGGAGGAGGAGCCCGACCCUUCCGUCUUCUUUUCCGCCCAGCACCGUGCUCUUGCACGAACCGCGGCGGCUCGCUCCAUCGUUCUGCUCAAGAAUGCGUCCUCGACGGGCACGCCGUCCGGCAAACCCCUCCUUCCGCUGGCGCCAUCCACGGCUUCGGUUGCGCUCAUCGGCCGCCUUGCCAACGCUCAAAACACUGGCGACCGGGGAUCUUCAAACAUCCGUAACUCGGACGUCAAGACUCCUUACGAUGGUCUGAAAGCUGCGCUUCCCUCGUCGACCGAGCUUGUGCUCUCUGACAGUGGCGACAUUGCCGAUGCCGUCGAGGCGGCCAAGAAGGCCGAGGUUGCCAUCUUGGUCGUAGGCUAUACGUCCCUCGACGAAGGAGAAUGUAUCCGCCCCGGCGCCGGAAACACUAUCCGAGCUCUCUUCCCGCCUCCUGGUCCUGAUGACCAGGCCGUCAGCGACAUGGUGUUCCAGACCCUCUUUGGGGACGAGGAACUCAAGUCCGAUGCCAACCUUGCCAAAGGUGGCGACCGCGAAUCGCUUCGUCUCCUUGCGGGCGACGAGGCCCUGAUCAAAGCCGUGUCCGAGGUCAACGCCAACACCGUCGUGGUGAUUGUCACGGCCGGACCUGUCAUCAUGCCCUGGCGCGACUCUGUGCCGUCCAUCCUCAUCGGGUGGUACGCAGGCUGCGAAGGCGGGCACGCACUGGCCGACGUCCUGCUCGGCAACGUCGAUGCCUCGGGUCGCCUUCCGUACUCCAUUCCCGAGUCCGAGGAGCACCUUCCCUUCUUCGACCGCGACGCCACGGCUAUCACGUAUGACCGAUGGCACGGCCAGCGUCUCCUCGACCGCGACGGCGUGCAGGCCGCGUUCCCCCUCGGCUGGGGUCUGAGCUUUACUAGCUUUACGAUAUCGGGACCCCUCAUUGUCAAGCCCGACACGGCCGCCGAGAAGAUUCACGUCACGGUGUCGGUGCGCAACAAUGGGUCGCGCGCAGGUCGACACGUCGUUCAGGUGUACGGAUGCCAGUCGUCCGACCCUGCCUUCCCUCCUCGGGUCCUGAUCGGAUUUCAAAGCAUCGAAGUUGCGGCCGGCGAGACGGUCGCAGUGGACGUGGAGGCGUCGACUCGCCCGUUGCAAAAGUAUGAGAAUGGCUCCUGGUCGCUGGUCGCCAAGCAAGUCUCACUUGAGGUGGGCGCGUAUGCCGGUGAUGAGACCAGUGUCCGUGGAUCUGUGGAAUGUGCCAGUUCGAGUAAGCUGUGA
This is a messenger RNA of Apiotrichum porosum, 2211 nucleotides long. RefSeq lists its product as uncharacterized. The record is from RefSeq and is a predicted model, not a curated record. NCBI's taxonomy places the organism in Eukaryota, Fungi, Basidiomycota, Tremellomycetes, Trichosporonales, Trichosporonaceae. The transcript is spliced from 3 exons. Gene Ontology annotation, biological process: glucan catabolic process. Bases 1 to 2211 code for a protein of 736 amino acids. Gene Ontology annotation, molecular function: beta-glucosidase activity.